AGGGUCAGAGUCUUCUCGUGUGAUAAAGCUGAGGUUUGCCUUGAAAGCUCAGCAGCAUUGUAAUUUUACCGUGAACACUAAUGUUUGUCUAAAAGGAUUGGUGGCCAGAAAUAAGCCACGGUGUCUAAUGAGACACAGGGACCCAGCUGGGCAAGAUGCCAUGGCAUUUCUUGCAUGUGUUUUUCUCAUAAGCAAAAUGGCUUCAUGCUGAAGAGGAUGGUCACAAAGUCUGAGGAAUUAGAGGUCAGAGUGGGACUUUCAGACUUAAUGCGGAAGAUCGAGGUAAGCCCUGGAUUUUGAAAUGAGUGAAUCUGUGGAACUGUGAUUUCCUGCAAAUCAAAUGGGGAAUGUCUGCAGAUGUGUAAGAGCUGAGAAAGAAGAACAGUAUUUAGAUCCUGCCAAAACUCCUUUGAGCCCUGAAAAAUACUCUCCCAGAAGAAAAUAUUUCAGGAGAAAACCAGUCAAGACAACUGUAGGUGACACAGACUCAGUAGAGCCAAGCCAGGACAAUGAAGACAAGAGGGAGAGCAGCGUUCAGCUCUCAAGAGAACAGCCUGCUUUUUCACUCAGGGGACUGGUGCUGGAGGGAUCUGCCGCCCCAAACCUCACACCGGAAAGUGGUAUUCGGCAAGAGGGGACAGAAGUUGUAGUUGAUGAUAAACAGAAACUUGUGCCGAGUACUGUGAGCAUUCGGUCUUACCAUGUGGACACCUCUCCUGCUGAUGACAGUGAAACAGAAGUAAAAGUUAGUGAUCUGGACGAAAGGAUUCCAGAAAAGAACAGCACUCCAUAUUGUGCAAAGAGGAAGGAACAUUUAGAUGCUGUCAACAGGAGAGAAAUAACAUUCCAAAGGAAAACUGAGGUUUUCUCUUUACGAAAGGCAGCCAGCUUAAGUUCCAUUCACUAUGGUACAGAGAGAUCUUCUGAAAAAAGUGGGCUUUCUGAAGACCCAUCAAAAAAUUAUAGCAGUGUUCAAGAAAAGCAUAACACUGAGAGAUUCUGCCCUCAUGAAAUAAACAAUUUUCACUUUGGAAAAAAGAGAUGUCAUUCCCUCUGUACUAUUGUGUUCUCUGCUUCCAGGGGCACAGAUGGAAAUGAGAUAUCUGAUAUCCAUGUUACUGGAGAGUCAGAGGAUAUGUCUGCGAAGGAGAGAUUGCUACUGUGGACACAGCAGGCAACAGAGGGUUAUGCUGGAAUACGGUGUGAAAAUUUCACUACCUGCUGGAGAGAUGGAAAACUAUUUAAUGCCAUCAUUCAUAAAUACAGGCCGGACCUGAUAGACAUGAAUACUGUUGCUGUUCAAAGCAACCUUGCAAAUUUAGAGCACGCUUUUUAUGUAGCAGAAAAAAUUGGAGUUAUAAGACUUCUGGAUCCUGAAGAUGUUGAUGUCUCCUCACCUGAUGAAAAAUCAGUAAUAACUUAUGUGUCAUCUCUCUAUGAUGCAUUUCCCAAAGUCCCUGAAGGUGGCGAAGGCAUUGGUGCAAAUGAUGUUGAAGUCAAAUGGAUUGAAUACCAGAAUAUGGUGAACUACCUCAUUCAGUGGAUUAGACACCAUGUGACCACAAUGUCUGAGAGAACAUUUCCUAAUAAUCCCGUAGAACUCAAGGCACUUUAUAAUCAGUAUUUACAGUUUAAAGAAACAGAAAUUCCACCAAAGGAGACAGAAAAAUCAAAAAUUAAACGCCUAUAUAAAUUAUUAGAGAUUUGGAUAGAAUUUGGACGCAUCAAACUACUUCAAGGUUAUCAUCCAAAUGACAUAGAAAAAGAGUGGGGGAAACUCAUUAUUGCCAUGCUCGAGAGAGAGAAGGCACUUCGACCAGAAGUAGAAAGGUUGGAAAUGUUGCAGCAGAUUGCCAACCGAGUUCAAAGGGACAGUGUCAUCUGUGAAGACAAACUGAUACUUGCCCGAAACGCUCUCCAGUCUGAUUCUAAAAGAUUAGAAUCAGGAGUACAGUUUCAGAAUGAAGCAGAAAUUGCCGGGUAUAUACUUGAAUGUGAGAACCUUUUACGCCAGCAUGUAAUCGAUGUACAGAUUCUUAUUGAUGGAAAAUACUACCAGGCAGAUCAGUUGGUACAGAGGGUUGCAAAACUCCGCGAUGAAAUUAUGGCCUUGAGGAAUGAAUGUUCCUCGGUGUACAGCAAAGGGCGCAUGCUGACGACGGAACAGACAAAACUCAUGAUAUCAGGAAUUACUCAAAGUUUAAACUCAGGAUUUGCACAGACCUUAAACCCCAGUCUGAACUCAGGGCUGACCCAGGGUUUAACGCCUUCCCUGACCCCUUCUAGUGUGACAUCAGGCCUGUCAUCAGGUCUGACUUCCCGUCUGACUCCAUCUGUCACUCCAGCUUAUACACCUGGUUUCCCAUCAGGAGGAUUAGUUCCAAGUUUCAGUUCAGGAGUAGAGGCCAAUUCAUUACAAACUCUGAAAUUGAUGCAGAUCCGAAAGCCCCUUCUAAAGUCUUCUUUGCUGGAUCAGAAUUUAACAGAAGAGGAAAUCAACAUGAAAUUUGUUCAAGAUCUUUUGAAUUGGGUUGAUGAGAUGCAGGUGCAGCUAGACCGCACUGAAUGGGGAUCAGAUUUGCCAAGUGUUGAAAGCCAUUUAGAGAAUCAUAAAAACGUUCACCGAGCUAUUGAAGAAUUUGAAUCUAGCCUUAAAGAAGCUAAAAUCAGUGAGAUCCAAAUGACGGCACCUCUUAAACUAACUUAUGCAGAAAAGUUACACCGAUUAGAGAGUCAGUAUGCAAAACUCCUGAAUACAUCCAGGAAUCAGGAACGGCACCUUGAUACACUCCAUAAUUUUGUAACUCGUGCAACUAAUGAACUUAUUUGGUUGAAUGAAAAAGAAGAGGAGGAAGUUGCCUAUGACUGGAGUGAAAGAAAUAACAACAUAGCUCGGAAAAAAGAUUACCAUGCUGAAUUAAUGAGAGAACUUGAUCAAAAGGAAGAAAAUAUUAAAUCAGUUCAGGAGAUAGCAGAGCAGCUACUUUCGGAAAAUCACCCAGCCAGACUGACAAUUGAGGCCUAUCGAGCAGCAAUGCAGACACAAUGGAGCUGGGUCUUACAGCUGUGCCAGUGUGUGGAGCAGCACGUCAAGGAAAACACCGCGUAUUUCGAGUUUUUCAAUGAUGCCAAAGAAGCUACUGAUUACUUGAAGAAUCUCAAGGACGCCAUUCAGCGGAAGUACAGCUGUGACAGAUCAAGCAGCAUUCACAAACUGGAAGACCUGGUUCAGGAGUCAAUGGAAGAGAAAGAAGAACUUUUACAGUAUAAAAGCACAGUAGCAAGCCUGAUGGGGAGAGCAAAAACAAUAAUUCAGCUGAAGCCGAGGAAUCCUGACUGUCCACUCAAAACUUCUAUUCCAAUCAAAGCUAUCUGUGACUACAGACAAAUUGAGAUAACCAUUUACAAAGAUGAUGAAUGUGUUUUGGCCAACAAUUCUCACCGUGCGAAAUGGAAGGUCAUCAGCCCCACUGGGAAUGAGGCUAUGGUCCCGUCUGUGUGCUUCACAGUCCCUCCACCAAACAAAGAAGCAGUUGACUUUGCAAACAGAAUUGAGCAACAGUAUCAGAAUGUCCUGACUCUUUGGCAUGAGUCUCACAUAAACAUGAAGAGUGUAGUGUCCUGGCAUUAUCUCAUCAAUGAAAUUGAUAGAAUUCGAGCUAGCAAUGUGGCUUCAAUAAAGACAAUGUUACCUGGUGAACAUCAACAAGUUCUGAGUAACCUGCAGUCUCGUUUUGAAGACUUUCUGGAAGAUAGCCAGGAAUCCCAAAUAUUUUCAGGCUCAGAUAUAACGCAACUGGAAAAGGAGGUUAAUGUAUGUAAGCAGUAUUAUCAAGAACUUCUUAAAUCAGCAGAAAGAGAGGAGCAAGAGGAAUCUGUGUAUAACCUGUACAUCUCUGAAGUUCGAAACAUUAGACUUCGGUUAGAGAGUUGCGAAGAUCGGUUGAUUAGACAGAUCCGCACUCCACUGGAAAGAGAUGAUUUGCAUGAAAGUGUGUUCAGAAUCACUGAGCAGGAGAAACUAAAGAAAGAGCUGGAGCGACUUAAAGAUGAUUUGGGAACAAUCACAAAUAAAUGUGAAGAAUUUUUCAGUCAAGCAGCAACCUCUGCAUCAGUGCCCACCUUACGGUCUGAGCUCGGUGUGGUCAUUCAGAACAUGAACCAAGUCUAUUCUAUGUCUUCCACUUACAUAGAUAAACUGAAAACUGUUAAUUUGGUGUUGAAAAACACUCAAGCAGCAGAAGCCCUGGUAAAACUCUAUGAAACUAAACUGUGUGAAGAGGAAGCAGUUAUAGCUGACAAGAAUAAUAUUGAGAAUCUAAUAAGUACCUUAAAGCAAUGGAGGUCUGAAGUAGAUGAAAAGAGAGAGGUAUUCCAUGCAUUAGAGGAUGAGUUGCAGAAAGCUAAAGCCAUCAGUGAUGAAAUGUUUAAAACCUAUAAAGAACGGGACCUUGAUUUUGACUGGCACAAAGAAAAAGCAGACCAGUUAGUUGAAAGGUGGCAAAAUAUUCACGUUCAGAUUGACAACAGGUUACGGGACUUAGAAGGCAUUGGCAAAUCACUGAAGUACUAUAGAGAUACUUAUCACCCUUUAGAUGAUUGGAUCCAGCAAGUUGAAACUACCCAGAGAAAAAUUCAGGAAAAUCAGCCUGAAAAUAGUAAAACUCUAGCCACACAGUUGAAUCAACAGAAGAUGCUGGUGUCCGAAAUAGAAAUGAAACAGAGCAAAAUGGAUGAGUGUCAAAAAUAUGCAGAACAGUACUCAACUACAGUGAAGGACUAUGAAUUACAAACAAUGACCUACCGGGCCAUGGUAGAUUCACAACAAAAAUCUCCAGUGAAACGCCGAAGAAUGCAGAGCUCAGCAGAUCUUAUUAUUCAAGAGUUCAUGGACCUAAGGACCCGAUAUACUGCUCUGGUCACCCUCAUGACACAAUAUAUUAAAUUUGCUGGUGAUUCAUUAAAGAGGCUGGAAGAGGAGGAGAUUAAAAAGUGUAAGGAGACUUCUGAACAUGGGGCAUAUUCAGAUCUGCUUCAGCGUCAAAAGGCAACAAUGAUUGAGAAUAGCAAACUUACGGGAAAGAUAAGUGAAUUGGAGAGAAUGGUAGCUGAACUAAAGAAGCAGAAGUCUCGAGCAGAGGAAGAACUUCCAAAGGUCAAGGAGGCUGCAGAAAAUGAAUUGAGAAAGCAGCAGAGAAACGUAGAAGACAUUGCUCUGCAGAAAAUCAGGGCCGAGAGUGAGGCCAAGCAGUACCGCAGGGAGCUGGAGACCAUUGUGAGGGAGAAGGAGGCUGCAGAACGGGAGCUGGAGCGGGUGCGAAGGCUCACCCUGGAGGCCGAGGCCAAGAGGGCAGCAGUGGAAGAAAACCUCCUGAACUUCCGGAACCAGUUAGAGGAGAACACCUUCACCAGGAGGACCCUGGAAGAUCAUCUUAAAAGAAAAGAUUCGAGUCUCAAUGACCUGGAACAACAAAAAAAUAAAUUGAUGGAAGAAUUGAGAAGAAAGAGAGACAACGAGGAGGAACUCUUGAAGCUGAUAAAGCAGAUGGAAAAAGACCUAACAUUUCAAAAACAGAUAGCAGAGGAACAGUUGAAAGAAAAGCAGAAAAUUGAACGGGAAGCGAGAAGAAGAAUAACUGAAAUGCAGUAUUCGUGUAGAGAAAACACGUCGCCUGCCUGUGCAGUCGCCCAGGCUACAUCAUACAGGGGAACAGCAGACAAACAGAAAACAGAAGAACUCAAACAGCAGGUAGAUGAGCUAACUGUCGCCAAUAGAAAGGCCGAAAAAGACAUGAGAGAGCUGAAGUACGAACUCAGUGCCCUUCAACUUGAAAAAACUUCAUCUGAGGAAAAGGCUCGUUUGCUAAAAGAAAAACUGGAUGAAACAAAUAAUACGCUGAAGUGCCUGAAGUUAGAGUUGGAAAGGAAGGAUCAGGUGGAGGAAGGGUAUUCUCAACAGCUCAGAGAACUUAGUAGGCAGUUGAACCAAACCACAGACAAAGCUGAAGAAGUUUUGCAGGAAGCUAAUGAUCUUAAGAAAAUAAAGCACAAUUAUGAACUGGAAUUAGAAUGUCUUCAACAGGAAAAAGGGAAGCUGCAAAGAGAAGUAGACAGGAUCACUAGGACCUGUGCUGUAACGGAGAGAGAUAUUCAGCAUUUAAAUUCACAAGUGAAUUCUCUUCAGGCUGAGAAGGAAUCCUCUAAUGAAAGAGUACGAUUCUGCCAGAGAAAGUCGGAUCAUCUAAAAGAACAGUUUGAGAAAAGCCAUGCACAGUUGCUCCAAAACAUUAAAGCUGAAAAAGAAAAUAAUGAUAAGAUCCAGAAGCUUAAUGAAGAAUUGAAGAAAAGUAAUGAGUGUGCAGAAACGCUAAAACAAAAGGUCGAUGAGCUCACGAGGCAGAAUAAUGAAACCAAGUUAAUGAUGCAGAGAAUUCAGGCCGAAUCGGCGAACGUGGUUUUAGAGAAACAGGCUAUCCAGCAAAGAUGUGAGGCCCUGAAAAUUCAGGCAGAUGGUUUUAGAGAUCAGCUACGCAACACAAACGAACACUUGCAUAAGCAGACAAAAACAGAACAGGAUUUCCAUAGAAAAAUUAAAUGCCUCGAAGAAGACCUGGCCAAAAGUCAAAAUUUAGUCAGUGAAUUUAAGCAAAAGUGUGACCAGCAGAACAUUAUCAUCCAGAAUACUGAGAAGGAGGUUAGAAACCUGAGUGCAGAGCUGACCGCUUCCAAAGAGGAGAAGCGACGAGGGGAGCAGAAGGUACAGCUGCAGCAGGCUCAGGUGCAGGAGUUAAAUAACAGGUUGAAACAGGUACAAGACGAGCUGCACUUAAAGACCAUAGAGGAGCAGAUGACCCACAGAAAGAUGCUUCUGUUUCAGGAGGAAUCUGACAAGUUCAAACGCUCAGCAGAGGAGUUUCGGAAAAAGAUGGAAAAGUUAAUGGACUCCAAAGUUAUCACUGAAAAGGAUAUCUCAGGCAUCCAGCUUGACUUUGUGUCUCUCCAGCAAGAAAACUGCAGGGCUCAAGAGAACGCCAAGCUGUGUGAGACAAAUAUUAGAGAACUUGAAAGACAGCUUCAGCAAUAUCGUGAGCAAAUGCAACGAGGGCAGAAUGUGGAAGCAAAUCAUUACCAAAAGUGCCGGAAACUUGAAGAUGAGCUGGUAGCCCAGAAACGUGAAGUUGAACGCCUGAAGCAAAAGAUGGAUCAACAGAUAAAGGAACACGAGCAUCAGUUAGUUUUGCUCCAGUGUGAAAUCCAAAAAAAGAACCCAGCCAAAGACUGUACCUUCAAACCGGAUUUUGAGAUGGCAGUAAAGGAGUGUCAGCACACCGGAGAACUGUCCUGUAGGAACACGGGGCAGCUUCGCCCAGCGACCAGAUCUCCAUUGCUGAGAAGGACGCGAGAGUCACAGCAAUCAGAGGAAAAAUGGCAACAUCGGGUUGUUGACCAGAUGCCAAAGGAAGUCCAAUUCUGGCCAUCAGGGGCACCGCUUGAGAAAGAGAAAAGCCAGCAGUGUUACUCUGAGUAUUUUUCGCAGACAAGCACUGAAUUACAGAUAACUUUCGAUGAGGCAAACCCUAUUACAAAACUGUCAGAAAUCGAGAAGAUAAGAGAUGAAGCUCUGUACAAUUCCAGGCCACCGGUUAGGUAUCAGGAUGACAAAUGUGCAAUGGACCUGGCGAAGCUUUUGGCCCCCUUAGAGAUAGCUAAGAGCAAGCAGUAUGAUAUGCACACAGAAGUCACCACAUUAAAACAAGAAAAGAACCCAGGUCCCAGUGCUGAAGAAUGGACGCUGGAAGGGUGCAGAGCAUCCGGUGGACUCCAGAGAGAGUUUGUUAAGAAAGGCUCAGAACGAGAGACCUUCCAGAAUUUGGAUGGCGAUCAUGUGUGUUCAGUUAGGGACGAUGAAUUUAAAUUCCAAGGUCUCCGGCACACUGUGACCGCCAGGCAGUUGGUUGAAGCUAAGCUUCUGGACAUGAAAACAGUAGAGCAGCUGCGACUUGGUCUCAAGACCGUUGGCGAAGUUCAGAAAACUCUUAGCAAGUUUUUGACGAGAGCCACCUCAAUUGCAGGGCUUUAUCUAGAAUCCACAAAAGAAAAGAUUUCAUUUGCCUCGGCAGCCAAGAACAUCAUAAUAGACAAAAUGAUGGCUUUAGCAUUUUUAGAAGCUCAAGCCGCAACAGGCUUUAUCAUCAAUCCCAUUUCAGGUCAGACCUACUCUGUUGAAGAUGCGAUCCUUGAAGGAGUUAUUGACCCCGAAUUCAAAAUUAGACUCCUUGAGGCAGAGAAGGCAGCCCUGGGGUAUUCAUAUUCUUCUAAGACAUUGUCAGUGUUCCAAGCUAUGGAAAAUAGAAUGCUUGACAGACAGAAAGGUAAACAUAUGUUGGAGGCCCAGAUUGCCAGUGGGGGUGUCAUUGACCCUGUGAGAGGCAUCCGCGUUCCUCCCGAAGUUGCUGUGCAGCAAGGCUUGUUAAAUAAUGCCAUCCUCCAAUUUUUACACGAGCCAUCCAGCAACACGAGAGUUUUUCCUAAUCCCAAUAACAAGCAAGCUCUCUAUUACUCAGAACUACUGCGGAUGUGUGUGUUUGAUGUAGAUUGCCAGUGCUUUUUGUUUCCCUUCGGGGAGAGGAGCAUUUCCAAUCUCAAUGUAGGGAAGACCCAUAGGAUUUCUGUAGUAGAUAUUAAAACAGGAGCAGAACUGACUGCAUAUGAGGCUUUCCAGCGAAACCUAAUUGACAAAAGUACCUAUCUUGAGCUUUCAGGGCAACAGUAUCAGUGGAAGGAAGCCACGUUUUUUGAAUCUUAUGGGCAUCCUUCUCAUAUGCUGACCGAUACUAAAACAGGACUACAGUUCAAUAUCAAUGAGGCUAUCGAGCAGGGAACAGUUGACAAAGCCUUGGUCAAAAAGUACCAGGAAGGGCUCAUCACACUUACCGAACUUGCUGACUCCCUGCUGAGCCGGAUGGUUCCCAAGAAGGAUUUGCACAGUCCUAUUGCGGGGUACUGGCUGACCACUACUGGGGAAAGGAUCUCUGUCCUAAAGGCCUCCCGCAGAAAUUUGGUCGACCGGAUUACUGCCCUCAGAUGCCUUGAAGCCCAAGUCAGCACAGGGGGCAUAAUUGAUCCUCUCACCGGCAAAAAGUACCGAGUGGCAGAAGCUUUGCACAGAGGCCUUGUUGAUGAGGGGUUUGCCCAGCAGCUGCGACAGUGUGACUUAGUAAUCACGGGGAUCGGCCAUCCCGUCACUAACAAAGUGAUGUCAGUGGCGGAGGCUGUGAAUGCAAAUAUCAUCAGUAAGGAAAUGGGAAUGAGAUGUUUGGAAUUCCAGUACUUGACCGGGGGGUUGAUAGAGCCCCAGGUUCAUUCCCGGCUGUCACUAGAAGAGGCUCUGCAAAAGUCACUGGAAGAAGAAAAGAAAGAACAUGUUGAAAAAGCCAAAGAAUUACAGAAAUGGGUAUCAAAUAUCACCAAGACAUUGAGAGAUGACGAGAAGGCUGGAAAAUCUCCCUUCUCUAAGCAAAAGAUUUCCAGUGAAGAAAUAUCAACCAAGAAGGAACAAUUAUCUGAAGCACUUCAAACCAUGCAGCUGUUUUUGGCAAAACAUGGAGACAAAAUGACAGAUGAAGAAAGAAAUGAAUUGGAAAAACAAGUGAAAUCUCUUCAAGAAAGUUAUAAUUCAUUGUUCAGUGAAUCUCUGAAACAACUACAAGAAUCACAAACCUUAAGAGAUACAAAGGUAGAGGAGAAGCUGGCUAAAGUGAUUGCAGGCACCCUUGAUGAGACAACUGGAGAAGUCCUGUCAGUCUUUCAGGCAGUUUUAAGAGGCCUUAUUGACUAUGACACAGGAAUCAGGUUGCUUGAGACACAGCUGAUGAUUUCUGGUCUGAUUUCACCAGAAUUAAGAAAAUGCUUUGACCUCCAAGAUGCCGAAAGUCAUGGCCUUAUUGAUGAACAAGUUUUAUGCCAACUCAAAGAACUAAAUCAAGCAAAGGAGAUCAUUUCCACCAUGUCAUCUACCACAAUUCCAGUGCUGGAAGCUUUGGCUCAAGGCAUGAUAUCAGAAUCUAUGGCCAUCAGAGUGCUUGAGAUACUACUUUCCACUGGCUUUCUAGUUAUUCCAGCCACCAGAGAACAGCUGACCCUACAGAAGGCUUUCCAACAGAACUUGGUUUCUUCAGCGUUAUUUUCUAAAGUCCUGGAGAGGCAAAAUAUGUGUAAGGAUCUUAUUGACCCCUGCACCGCUGAGAAGGUGUCUUUAGUAGAUAUUAUACAGAGAAGUAUUUUACAGGAAAACACUGGGAUGCGGCUUCUACCUGUGAGACCACAAGAAGGAGGUAGAAUAACAUUAAAAUGUGGAAGAAACAUAAGCAUUUUAAGGGCGGCUCAUGAAGGUCUCAUAGACCGGGAAACCAUGUUUAGGUUAUUAGGCGCACAGCUGCUUUCUGGAGGUCUGAUCAAUUGCAAUUCUGGUCAGAGAAUGACUGUUGAAGAAGCUUUGAUGGAAGGGGUGAUUGACAGAGACACGGCUAACAGUAUUCUCACAUAUCAGGUUCAAACAGGUGGAAUCAUCCACUCAAAUCCUGCUAAACGUUUAACCGUGGAUGAAGCAGUCCAGUGUGAUCUCAUAACUUCGAGCAGUGCUCUUUUGGUACUAGAGGCUCAGCGAGGCUAUGUGGGACUCAUCUGGCCUCACUCUGGUGAAAUAUUUCCUACAUCUUCUUCCUUGCAGCAAGAAUUGAUUACAAAUGAAUUGGCAUACAAAAUCCUGAAUGGCAGGCAGAAAAUAGCUGCUCUUUAUAUUCCAGAAACUUCUCAAGUCAUUGGUUUGGAUGUUGCUAAGCAGCUGGGAAUUAUAGAUAAUAACACGGCAUCGAUUUUAAAAAGUAUAAUACUGCCUGAUAAAAUGCCAGAUUUGGGAGAUUUAGAAGCUUGUAAAAAUGCCAGAAGAUGGCUCUCUUUUUGUAAAUUCCAACCAUCCACAGUCCAUGAUUACAGGCAAGAAGAGGAUGUUUUUGAUGGAGAAGAGCCAGUGGCAACUCAGAGCUCGGAACAAACUAAAAAAUUAUUCCUGUCUUAUUUGAUGAUAAAUAGCUAUAUGGAUGCAAACACAGGGCAGAGGCUUUUGUUAUACGAUGGAGACUUGAAUGAAGCUGUUGGUAUGCUACUGGAAGGCUCUAGAGCCGAGUUUGAGGACACACCCGUAAAAGAAUGUCUUGAUGUCUUAGGACUCCCUGGUGUAUUUCUGAAUAAUGCUCCAAGUAGAGGAAGGGAUGACAGUGUAGCUUCACUGACUAGUUUUGAUAAAUGUUAUUGCAGAGAACCUAAGUGUAAAGAAAUCCCUGAGGAGAGAAAGAAUGCCGUAGAUGAAGAGUUUAAUGAAAUGGGAAAUAACAUUACCAGUAGUGAAUUUCAUCAGUCAGAAAACCUGGCAAAUAUAAUAGCAACUGAUCAUAAAGUUAAGAAUUCAUCCAGUGUGCAUGUUCCCAAUUCUGUAUCGUGUUUAACACAGCCUGGACUUGUACCAGUUAGCAUGCUUAGACAAGACUCUGAAAACAAAAACUGUGAAAAUCAAAGUCAAGUUGGAAUAAAUGAAGAUGCAGGUGAAUGUAGUCAUUCUAAACAUACUCAAAACUUUGCAAGUGACUCGAUAACAAAUCCUAUUAUGAAAUCAAAAACUAGUAGAACCAGUGAUUUGAAUGAAAAAGAGAAUGAAGAUAAUAUAAGCAGGGAUUUGACAACCUUUGACUAUUCUCCCAGGCUGAGUGCCUUGCUAAGUCAUGAUAAACUGAGGAAUGAUCAGGAAAGUCUUAAUGAUUUACAUACCACAGAGAGCCAUGGAAACAAAUGUAAAGACUCUACUUUGUCAUUCAGUGACCAAACCAUGUUAUCGGGUCAAAGAAUGGGAGAAAAGUUUCAAGACCAGUUUCUGGGAAUUGCAGCUAUCAAUAUCAGUUUACAGGGAGAACACUGUCAACAAAAUCCUUUAAAUACAGGUGACAGUGAUCCUCAGGUACCAUCUCACAAUGAUAAAUAUAAUUCAGAUAUUUAUGGUGAGGAUGAAGAACCGCACGCUGCUUCUCAGCAGAAACCUGAAGCCGGGAAAAAUGAGUCCCAAGUGGAAGAGUACUCCUGUGCCACAACUCCACAGGGUGACACUGAUAAUGCCAACCCAUCUCGUAUCUGUGGUACAUCGCUGCUUGAAGAAACUGUCUGCGCCGGUGACUAUGAGACGUCACUGCUGGAUGAUCAGCACAGUGUGACAGAAACAGACACAGAUAGUGAUGAUGAUUUUUAUGAUACCCCCUUGUUUGAAGACGACGACCAUGAUUCUCUGCUUCUUGAAGGUGAUGAUUGUGAUUGUCUACAGCCUGAGGACUAUGCCACACUGCAAGAGGAAAAUGAUGGGGCUGCUCCUCCUGGUGAUGUUUUUUAUGAUGUUUCAAAAGAGAUUGAAAAUUCUGUGAUGACCCAGGGAGCACUGGUUGAUAGCUUAAGUGUGAGGGAGGACACACGGUCUCCUCAGGGUUUUCUCACAGGUACUGAGAAAGCUGAAUUCGAUUCUGGUGAAAGAGUACGCUCAAAUUCAGCUGACUCAGACAAGGACAAUGGACAGUUGCUGGAAACUGUAUCAGAAAGUGAAAGCGCAAACAGCCUUGAAGGUGAUGAGUGUGACUCGUUAGCUGAUUAUGAAAUUGUAGAGGGAAAAAAGAGCUUCAGUGCUUCUCUAACAUUUGAUGACACUGGGUGUUGGAGAAGGAGACAAGAAGAACAUAUAGCUGAACAAGAAUUUAAAUCUGAUACUGAGCAUUUAGAUUCUGUGCAAAGUGAAGAAAGUUAUGGGUAUUAUGUAUGUGACAGUAAUGAGCAGGAUGAUGAUGACAAUUCUGAUGAUGAUGAUGGUGACGGUGAAGAAGGAGUAGAAGGCGAAAAUGGAAAGCCCCCAUACCAAGAUGAGGGUAUGAAUAGCCAGCUGCGUGCCACCACAGUAAGUGAAAAGGAAAACGGUCGUGAAAAUCAAAGUGUUACUAAAGUAAUUCUCCCGGAUAAAGCGCACAACUACAGUUGUUCAGAAAAACAGCAAAGUGUAAAUGUUUUACAACUAGAAUCAACUAGUAAAAAUAGCUUAGUUACUGAAAGAAGCAACCUUCCAGAAUGUACACCCGAGGCUGUUGGAAAAAGCAAAGAAGACCUGUUGAAUCAUGACAUGGCUCUUAAGGAUAUAUUGCUGACUAUCGCUAAAGACACUGAAUCAGAAAACACCUCUGGCUCUGUAGGUGUUUUAAAUAAUACUAAUACCUGUUCGACUUCUGAAGUAGAUAAGGAUCCCAUGAAUGUAAAGUUUCAGUUGAUUCAAGAGCCAGAGUCUACUGACACUGUGAAAGGUGGAGAUCAGUAUUUUGAGAAUGUGACAGUUCAAGACUCCUCUCCUUUUGAUAAAAUCAUUUGUCCUGAGCCUGAUUUAACAGGAAAACCUGCUGAGGAAAGCCAUUUGUCAUCCGUAGCCUGUGUAAGUGCCAAAGAUCAUCAAGUACCUGAAAGAGGCCUAGUUAAAAAGAACAGUGACCAAAAUGGUAUACUAAUAGAAGAUGAAACAUAUGUUCAUAAAAUGUGCUCAGGUAAAGGAGAUGUGCUUAGAGAAGGGAUAGAAGAAGAGAGUAGGUCUCUCAGACCUCUGCCUGGUGAAAGUACAAGGAAGAAUCUUGAUUUAGUGAAUGAUCAAUUUCCAUUUCCACCAGUCACAGAUAGUGAAGAACAUAAUAUGAAAGGAAGCCUGAAAAAAACAACUGUAACUCUUGCAGAUGAACCACAGAAUCUACAAACAGUGGUCAGCAAAAGUCCUGUUCAGUUUGAGAAUCUUGAAGAGAUAUUUGAAUCCUCAAUUUCCAAAGUGAUCAGUGAUGACAUUCUUUCAGACAUUCCAUUGUCUGAAGGGAAUACAGAUACUGAGAAAGAUUCAUUCACUGAUGGACCUGACAAAGAAUCUGACCUGUUCACGUAUUUAAAACAUUGUGCCAAAGAUGUAAAAGCAAAAGAUGUAUUGAAACCAAAUGGAGAUAUACCAAGCUGUGUUCUAAUGGCUUCCCCUGCUGUGAAAGAAGACAUACAGUUUGGAAUAAAUAAUGCAAAAGAGAAGACAGCUCUUACCCAGGAAGUCUCACCUCUAAAUGAGACAGCCCAACAGAAUGAUCUUUGUAGUAACAAAAGUGCCUCAGAAGGGGGAACAGAAGUUGGUCACUUCACACCAGAAAGGAAUGAAAGCGCACUUUCAAUCUUUCCUCUUAAAAACGUGGAAGACUUUGGGGAAAAUACUGAUUUUGUGUCACCAGAACUCUGCACAAAUGUGAUAAGAAAUGAUAACUCCAGUAACCCUUUAAGCACGGACUACUUAUUUUCAGAAAUUCACGGUAAGAUGGAAGCAAUUGAGCAACAGCAGCAAAAAGAACAAGCUUUGUCUCUAGGACUCCAAGAAAAGGAGGUUCACAUUCCUGAGUCAUCUCAAGUAUUUGUUGAGGGUGUAGAAAGUAGAUUGGAAGAAGGUCCUAUGAAUCCUCAAGAAGUUGGAGAAUCUCCAGUCUGUUCAGACACUGAAAUUCUAAUUCAAAGCUUAAUUAAAAGGGUAAACACAUUACAGUUGGCAAAAGAAGCAUCUAGUGUGCCCAGUGAUUCUAAAAUUGGUGACUGUUCUAGAGUUUCCCCCAUGAAUAACUCACCAGAACUAAAAGCAGAGAGUAGAGAUGAUCCAUUCUGUAUUGCCAAUCUUAAGUCUGAGUUUCUCCUUAAUAUACUUAAGCAGAAUGAGUAUAGCCAGAAAAUUACUGGAGCAUUUGAAUUGAUGAAAGAAUUAACUCAGAUGGAGUAUGAGCUCGAGAAAAGAGGUAUUACAUCCAAAGUACUUCCGUUGCAACUUGAAAAUAUUUUCUAUAAGCUGCUCGCUGACACAUAUUCAGAGAAAGUAGAACAGGUCAGAGACCUGAAUCAAAAAUCAUCCACUGCUACUGAGGUUGUGGAUGAAAAGUCACACAUUCUUGAUGAUCUUAAAGGUGAAGAAGGAAACCACUGUUCCUGUAAUUUACAAAACCUAAAAGAUACCGGACUUGAAAACCCGACUGCGUGUGCAUCGGCAUUGCCGAGUGAUGAGAAGCUGGGGGAGCUAUGCAAUGAUAUCACAGAACAUCUGGAAAGUAUUUCAGGGUCAAAACGAGUGACUUCAGGAGAUAGCUCAAUGGAACAAUUUUCCAGUGAGUUACAGCAGUGUUUACAGCACACAUCAAAAAUGCACGAGUAUUUGGCUUUACUUCAAAAUAUGAAGCCCCCAUUAGACAACCAGGAGUCUCUGGAUAAUAAUCUGGAAACAUUGAGGAACCAACUUAAACAGUUAGAGACAUUUGAAUUGGGAUUGGCUCCAAUUGCUGUUAUUUUAAGAAAAGACAUGAAGUUGGCCGAAGAGUUUUUAAACUCCCUUCCCAGUGACUUCCCCAGAGAACAGCUUGAGGAAUUGAGUCUAGGCCACCAAAGUUUGCAGACUGCUUUCUCUUCCCUCAGCAGUGUGUCUUCAGAAAGGAUGAAACGCAUCACGCUCGCGAUUGACUCUGAAAUGUCUAAACUAGCAGUUUCCCAUGAAGAGUUUCUGCAGAAACUUGAGUUGUUCUCACAUUGGAUAUCAGAGAAGAACAAAUCUGUGAAGGAUAUUGAGAUUAUGAAUGUUCAAGAUACUGAACAUGUGAAGAAAAGUUUGCAACUUCUCAAGAAUGUGUUAAAAGACCUUGGACCUACCAAAGUACAGCUGGAGACCACAGCUUUUGAUGUACAGUUCUUCAUUUCGGAAUAUGCACAAGACCUGUCUCCCAACCAAAGCAAACAACUGCUGAGGCUGUUAAAUACAACUCAGAAGUGUUUUCUUGAUGUACAGGAAUCAGUAACUACCCAGGUGGAACGUUUAGAGACUCAGUUACAGCUAGAACAAGAUCUUGAUGAUCAGAAGAUCGUGGCAGAGCGUCAGCAGGAGUACAAAGAGAAACUCCAAGGGAUAUGUGAUCUCCUCACCCAAACUGAAAACCGCCUGAUCGGUCACCAAGAAGCCUUUGUGAUUGGAGAUGGAACGGUCGAGUUGAAGGAGUACCAGUCCAAGCAGGAGGAAUUACAGAAAGAUAUGCAAGGAAGUGCACAGGCUUUGGCAGAAAUAGUGAAAAAUACAGAGAACUUCUUGAAAGAGAAUGGUGAAAAGCUGUCACAAGAAGAUAAGGCUUUGAUUGAGCAGAAACUUAAUGAAGCCAAGUUAAAGUGUGAACAGCUUAAUCUAAAGGCAGAACAGUCAAAAAAGGAGCUGGAUAAAGUUGUGACAACAGCAAUCAAAGAAGAAACUGAAAAGGUUGCAGCUGUGAAGCAGCUGGAAGAGAGCAAAACCAAAAUAGAAAACCUUUUGGACUGGCUGUCAAAUGUGGACAAAGAUUCAGAAAGGGCAGGGAUGAGACAGAGACAGGUAAUUGAACAGAACGGGACUCAUUUUCAAGAAGGUGAUGGCAAGUCAGCGAUUGGAGAAGAGGAUGAAGUUAAUGGUAACUUGUUGGAAACUGAUGUUGAUGGACAAGUGGGAACCACUGAGGAGAAUCUGAACCAGCAAUACCAGAAAGUUAAGGCCCAACAUGAGAAGAUCGUCUCUCAGCACCAAGCAGUCCUCAUGGCCACUCAGUCUGCACAAGCCUUGCUUGAGAAACAGGGUCACUAUCUCUCUCCUGAGGAAAAAGAGAAACUGCAGAAGAACAUGAAGGAACUGAAAACACAUUAUGAGACCGCACUGGCCGAGUCGGAGAAGAAAAUGAAAUUAACGCAUUCUCUGCAGGAAGAAUUAGAAAAGUUUGAUGCAGAUUAUAGCGAGUUUGAACACUGGCUGCAGCAGUCAGAACAAGAACUGGAAAACCUGGAAGCAGGUGCUGACGACCUCAGUGGUUUAAUGACCAAACUGAAACGGCAGAAGAGUUUCUCAGAAGACGUCAUUUCUCACAAAGGGGACUUGAGGUACAUCACAAUUUCUGGAAACAGAGUGUUAGAAGCGGCCAAAUCUUGCAGCAGGAGAAGCGGCAGUAGCAAGGCUGACCAGGACAAUAUUGAUACUUCUGCAACCCACAGAGAAGUCCAGAGAAAAUUGGAUCAUGCUACCGAUCGCUUCAGGUCUCUCUACUCGAAGUGCAAUGUCCUCGGGAAUAAUCUUAAAGACUUGGUGGAUAAAUAUCAACACUAUGAAGAUGCCUCAUGUGGACUUCUUUCUGGGCUCCAAGCCUGUGAGGUCACAGCAAGCAAACACUUAUCUGAACCUAUUGCUGUGGACCCUAAAAAUCUGCAAAGGCAAUUAGAAGAGACCAAGGCUCUGCAAGGGCAGAUAUCCAAUCAGCAGGUGGCUGUAGAGAAACUGAAAAAAACGGCCGAAGUCCUUUUAGAUGCCAGAGGAUCUUUACUUCCAGCCAAGAAUGAGAUCCAGAAAACACUGGAUGACAUUGUUGGGAGAUAUGAUGAUCUGUCCAAGUCUGUUAAUGAACGAAAUGAAAAACUCCAGAUAACCUUGACCCGCUCACUGAGUGUGCAGGAUGGCCUGGAUGAAAUGCUGGACUGGAUGGGAAGUGUGGAAAGUUCUCUGAAAGAACAAGGUCAAGUGCCCUUAAACUCUGCUGCUCUUCAGGAUGUGAUCAGUAAAAACAUUAUGUUGGAACAGGAUAUUGCAGGUCGUCAGAGCAGUAUAAAUGCCAUGAAUGAAAAAGUGAAGAAAUUUAUGGAGACCUCAGACCCAUCCACUGCAUCCUCACUGCAGGCCAAGAUGAAAGACUUGUCUGCUCGGUUUUCAGAAGCUAGUCAUAAACACAAAGAAAAACUGGCCAAGAUGGAGGAGCUCAAAACCAAAGUAGAACUCUUUGAGAACCUCUCAGAAAAGCUCCAAACGUUUUUAGAAACAAAAACUCAGGCUCUUACUGACACAGAUGUGCCAGGAAAAGACGUUAGUGAAUUGUCUCAAUAUAUGCAGGAAUCAACUUCUGAAUUCUUAGAACAUAAGAAAGAUCUUGAAGUUUUACACAGUCUUUUGAAGGAGAUCUCCAGCCAUGGCUUGCCAGGUGAUAAGGCUCUGGUUUUUGAAAAAACAAAUAAUUUGUCAAAGAAAUUCAAGGAAAUGGAGCAUACCAUCAAACAAAAAAAAGAAGCUGUAUCUUCUUGUCAAGAACAGAUGGAUGCUUUCCAAGUCCUUGUUAAGUCAUUGAAGUCAUGGAUAGAAGAAACAACAGAAAGAGUUCCUAUUGUGCAGCCUUCUUUUGGUGCAGAGGAUUUAGGAAAAUCUUUGGAAGAAACUAAGAAAUUACAAGAGAAGUGGAGUUCAAAAACACCAGAGAUUCAGAAAGUAAACAACAGUGGGAUCUCACUAUGUAACCUAAUCAGUGCUGUCACUACCCCUGCAAAGGCAAUAGCAGCGGUCAAAUCAGGUGGAAUAAUAAAUGGUGAAGGAGCAGCCACAGAUACUCAAGAAAUUUUGGCAAAUAAAGGGUUAACAUCCAUUAAAAAGGAUAUGACUGACAUAGGCCAUGGUUAUGAAGAUCUUGGCCUCUUACUUAAGGACAAAAUAUCUGAACUGAAUAGCAAACUCUCCAAAUUGCAAAAGGCUCAGGAAGAAUCAAGUGCAAUGAUGCAGUGGCUACAGAAGAUGAAUAAAACUGCAACAAAAUGGCAUCAGGCACCUACGCCUACAGAUGCGGAAGCUGUGAAGACUCAAGUUGAACAGAACAAGUCAUUUGAGGCAGAACUGAAGCAAAAUGUAAACAAAGUGCAGGAGUUGAAAGACAAAUUGACAGAGCUGUUGGAGGAGAACCCAGAUACUCCUGAGGCCCCCAAAUGGAAACAGAUGUUGACAGAAAUUGAUUCUAAGUGGCAAGAACUCAAUCAAUUAACAGUUGAUAGACAACAAAAACUGGAAGAAUCCUCUAAUAAUCUAACCCAAUUCCAGACGGUAGAGGCUCAGUUAAAACAGUGGCUUGUGGAAAAAGAACUGAUGGUCAGUGUUCUUGGGCCCUUGUCAAUUGACCCAAAUAUGCUAAACACACAAAGGCAGCAGGUGCAGAUCCUGCUGCAAGAAUUUGAUACUCGGAAGCCUCAAUAUGAGCAGCUAACUGCAGCUGGUCAGAGCAUUUUGAGCAGACCUGGUGAACACCCCUCUUUCCAUGGGAUUGUGAAAGAGCAACUGGCAGCUGUGACCCAAAAGUGGGACAGCCUAACAGGACAAUUGAGUGACAGAUGUGACUGGAUCGACCAAGCCAUUAUUAAGAGCACACAGUAUCAAAGCCUGCUGAGAAGCCUUUCUGAUAAACUGAGUGACUUGGAUAAUAAACUCAUCACUAGUGCGGCUGUGAGCACGCACCCUGAUGCCAUGAAACAGCAGUUGGAAGCAGCCCAAAAAAUGAAGCAGGAACUAGAGCAGGAAAUGAAACAGAUAAAGGUGGCCCAGGCCCUCUGUGAGGAUUUGUCAGCACUGGUUAAAGAAGAGUACUUGAAAGCAGAACUGAGUAGGCAACUAGAAGGCAUCAUAAAGUCAUUUAAGGAUAUUGAACAAAAAACAGAGAAUCAUGUUCAGCACCUUCAGUCAGCCUGUGCGAGCUCUCACCAAUUUCAGCAAAUGUCUCGAGACUUUCAGGCUUGGCUGGAUACAAAGAAAGAAGAGCAAAACAAGUGUCCCCCCAUAUCAGCCAAACUCGAUGUCUUGGAGUCCUUAAUUAAAGAUCAGAAAGACUUUAGUAAAACUUUGUCUGCUCAGUCUAAUAUUUAUGAAAAAACCAUUGCAGAAGGUGAAAAUCUCUUGUUAAAAACACAAGGGUCUGAGAAGGCAGCCUUACAGUUACAACUUAACUCAAUUAAAACCAACUGGGAUGGAUUUAAUAAGCAGGUGAAAGAACGGGAAGACAGGGUAAAAGAUUCACUGGAAAAAGCCCUCAAGUACAGAGAGCAUGUAGAGACUCUCCGGCCAUGGAUAGACAAAUGUCAAAAUAACCUGGAGGAAAUAAAAUUUUGCUUGGAUUCUGCUGAAACAGAGAAUUCUGUUGCCAAGUUACAGUCUCUGCAGAAGGAAAUGAACCAACACUUGGGGAUGGUAGAACUGCUAAACAAUGCAGCCAAUAGCUUGCUCAGUGUCUGUGAGGUAGAUAAAGAGGCUGUUACAGAUGAGAAUAAAUCACUGAUCCAGAAAGUAGACAUGGUCACCGAGCAACUUCACAGUAAGAAGUUCUCUCUGGAGAACAUGGCCCAGAAGUUUAAAGAAUUUCAAGAAGUUUCCAAAGAAGCUAAAAGGCAGCUUCAGUGUGCAAAGGAGCAGCUAGAUGUCUACGAUUCCUUAGGACCCCAGGCCUACAGUAACAAAUACCUGACUGUGUUGCAGACUCAGCAGAAGACCCUUCAGACCUUGAAACAUCAGGUAGAUUUGGUCAAGGGGCUUGCACAAGACCUUGUGGUAGAAGCUUCAGACUCAAAGGGAACCUCUGAUGUUUUAUUACAAGCAGAAACCUUAGCUCAAGAACAUAGUGCAUUGAGUCAACAGGUUGAUGAAAGGUGUUCAUUCUUAGAAACCAAGCUUCAGGGCAUUGGGCAUUUUCAGAAUACCAUCCGAGAAAUGUUUUCUCAGUUUGCAGAGUUCGAUGAUGAACUAGAUAGUAUGGCCCCAGUGGGGAGAGAUGUAGAAACAUUGCAAAAGCAAAAGGAGGAUAUCAAAGCCUUUCUGAAGAAACUAGAAGCCCUCAUAGCAAGCAACGACAAUGCUAAUAAAACCUGCAAGAGGAUGCUGGCCAUGGAAGAAACCUCUCCUGAUCUUGUUGGAAUCAAAAGGGACUUGGAAGCUUUAAGCAAACAAUGCAACAAGUUACUGGACCGAGCACAAGCCCGAGAAGAGCAAGUUGAAGGGACGGUUGAGCGUCUUGAAGAAUUCUACAGCAAACUGAAGGAAUUCUCUACUCUGCUUCAGAAGGCUGAAGAACAUGAAGAGUCUCAAGGCCCUGUUGGUAUGGAAACAGAGACCAUUAACCAACAGCUUAAUGUGUUCAAGGUAUUCCAAAAAGAAGAGAUUGAACCUUUGCAGGUUAAACAGCAAGAUGUGAACUGGUUAGGUCAGGGCCUUAUUCAGAGUGCUGCUAAAAGCACCAGCACCCAGGGUUUGGAGCAUGACCUGGAUGAUGUCAACGCACGGUGGAAGACUCUCAAUAAGAAGGUAGCUCAGCGGGCAGCCCAGCUGCAGGAGGCACUGCUGCACUGUGGGCGCUUCCAGGACGCCCUGGAGUCCCUGCUUAGCUGGAUGGCAGACACUGAGGAGCUUGUGGCCAACCAGAAGCCCCCAUCAGCCGAGUUCAAAGUGGUGAAGGCCCAGAUACAAGAGCAAAAACUUCUCCAAAGAUUGCUGGAUGACCGCAAAUCGACUGUGGAGGUAAUCAAACGUGAAGGAGAAAAAAUUGCUGCAACAGCAGAACCUGCAGACAAAGCAAAGAUUCUGAAGCAGCUGAGUCUCUUGGACAGUAGAUGGGAGGCAUUGCUUAGUAAAGCUGAAACACGGAAUCGUCAGUUGGAAGGUAUCUCAGUGGUAGCACAGCAAUUUCAUGAAACCCUAGAACCAUUGAAUGAGUGGCUUACAACCAUAGAAAAGAAGCUGGCGAACUGUGAGCCCAUAGGAACCCAAGCGUCUAAACUUGAGGAACAAAUUGCACAGCACAAAGCCUUAGAAGAUGACAUCAUCAAUCACAAUAAACAUUUGCACCAGGCUGUUAGCAUUGGCCAAUCCUUAAAGGUUUUGAGCUCCAGGGAGGAUAAAGAUAUGGUGCAAAGUAAACUAGACUCCUCUCAAGUGUGGUACAUUGAGAUUCAAGAGAAAAGUCACAGCAGGUCUGAGCUCCUCCAGCAGGCCUUAUGUAAUGCUAAGAUUUUUGGGGAAGAUGAAGUUGAGCUGAUGAAUUGGCUGAAUGAAGUGCAUGACAAACUGAGCAAGCUCUCAGUCCAGGAUUACAGCCCUGAGGGGUUAUGGAAGCAGCAGUCUGAACUUCGGGUUCUGCAAGAGGACAUCCUACUCAGAAAACAAAAUGUAGAUCAGGCAUUACUAAAUGGUUUAGAACUACUGAAACAAACAACAGGUGAUGAAGUUUUAAUCAUUCAAGAUAAAUUGGAAGCCAUUAAAGCAAGGUACAAAGACAUUACUAAAUUAAGCACGGAUGUAGCCAAGACCUUGGAGCAGGCACUGCAGCUUGCCAGGCGCCUGCACUCCACACGUGAAGAGCUCUGCACCUGGCUGGACAAAGUGGAGGUGGAAUUACUUUCAUACGAAACUCAGGUUCUGACGGGAGAAGCAGCAAGCCAAGCCCAAGCGAGACAAAAAGAACUGAAAAAGGAAGCUAAGGACAGCAAAGCCUUAUUGGACUCCCUUAACGAAGUGAGCAGUGCUUUACUGGAGUUGGUACCCUGGAGGGCGAGGGAAGGACUGGAAAAAAUGGUGGCCGAGGACAAUGACCGCUACCGAUUAGUGAGCGACACCAUCACUCAAAAGGUGGAGGAGAUCGAUGCGGCCAUUCUGAGAUCACAGCAGUUUGACCAAGCAGCUGAUGCUGAAUUAUCCUGGAUUACUGAAACCGAAAAGAAAUUGAUGUCUCUGGGUGACAUCAGGCUUGAGCAAGACCAGACCUCUGCUCAGCUGCAGCUUCAAAAGAAAUUCACCAUGGAGAUUUUGAGACACAAGGAUAUUAUUGAUGAGCUUGUGAAAUCUGGACAUAAAAUCAUGACCACAUGCAGUGAAGAGGAAAAGCAAUCAAUGAAGAAAAAACUGGACAAGGUGUUGAAGAACUAUGAUGCCAUCUGCCAGAUAAACUCAGAGAGGUAUCUACAGCUAGAACGAGCACAGUCCCUGGUUAACCAGUUCUGGGAAACAUAUGAAGAACUUUGGCCAUGGCUGACAGAAACACAAAGAAUCAUCUCUCAGCUUCCUGCCCCAGCCCUCGAAUAUGAAACUCUAAGACAACAGCAGGAAGAGCACCGGCAACUGCGAGAGUUGAUAGCCGAACACAAGCCUCAUAUAGAUAAGAUGAACAAAACUGGGCCACAGUUACUGGAAUUGAGCCCAGGGGAAGGCUUUUCUAUCCAAGAGAAGUACGUGGCAGCUGACACCCUUUACAGUCAAAUUAAAGAAGAUGUCAAAAAGCGAGCCGUGGCAUUGGAUGAAGCUAUUUCUCAAUCUACUCAGUUCCACGACAAGAUAGACCAGAUCCUUGAGAGCCUGGAACGCAUCGUGGAGCGUUUGAGGCAGCCGCCUUCGAUCUCAGCUGAGGUAGAGAAGAUUAAGGAGCAGAUCAGUGAGAAUAAGAAUGUGUCAGUAGACAUGGAGAAGCUACAACCAUUGUAUGAAACACUUAAAAAGCGGGGAGAGGAAAUGAUUGCGAGAUCUGAGGGCACUGACAAAGACAUAUCUGCCAAAGCUGUUCAGGAUAAGCUUGACCAAAUGGUUUUCAUUUGGGAGAACAUACACACACUUGUGGAAGAAAGGGAAGCCAAACUACUGGAUGUAAUGGAAUUAGCAGAAAAGUUCUGGUGUGAUCACAUGUCAUUGGUCGUAACCACUAAAGACACACAAGAUUUCAUCCGGGAUCUGGAGGAUCCUGGAAUUGAUCCCUCAGUAGUAAAACAGCAGCAAGAAGCAGCAGAGGCCAUUAAGGAAGAAAUUGAUGGACUACAGGAAGAGCUGGAUAUAGUUGUCAACCUGGGUUCUGAACUCAUUGCUGCGUGUGGGGAACCUGAUAAACCCAUUGUCAAGAAGAGUAUAGAUGAGUUAAAUUCAGCCUGGGAUUCUCUGAAUAAGGCUUGGAAAGACAGGGUGGACAAACUUGAGGAGGCAAUGCAGGCUGCCGUUCAGUACCAGGAUGGACUACAGGCAAUAUUUGACUGGGUAGAUAUUGCAGGUGGUAAAUUAGCUUCAAUGUCACCAAUUGGAACAGAUCUUGAAACUGUCAAGCAGCAGAUUGAAGAGCUAAAGCAAUUCAAAUCAGAGGCCUACCAACAACAGAUAGAAAUGGAGAGACUAAAUCAUCAAGCAGAGCUUUUGCUGAAGAAAGUAACAGAAGAGAGCGACAAACACACUGUUCAAGACCCAUUGAUGGAGCUGAAAUUGAUAUGGGAUAGUCUGGAUGAAAGAAUUAUCAACAGACAGCAUAAGCUAGAAGGUGCUCUGUUAGCACUGGGCCAGUUCCAGCAUGCCCUGGAUGAGCUGCUUGCCUGGCUGACACACACUGAGGGCCUGCUGAGUGAACAGAAGCCUGUGGGAGGAGACCCUAAGGCCAUUGAAAUUGAACUCGCAAAGCACCAUGUGCUUCAAAAUGAUGUACUAGCCCAUCAGUCCACAGUGGAAGCCGUUAACAAAGCAGGAAAUGAUCUGAUUGCAUCAAGUGCAGGAGAAGAAGCAAGCAACCUUCAGAACAAGCUAGAGAUUCUAAAUCAACGAUGGCAAAAUGUUUUGGAAAAAACAGAACAAAGGAAGCAGCAGCUGGAUGGUGCCUUGCGCCAGGCCAAAGGGUUCCAUGGUGAGAUUGAGGAUUUGCAGCAGUGGCUGACGGACACGGAGCGUCAUCUGUUAGCCUCCAAACCUCUGGGGGGGUUACCGGAAACAGCCAGGGAGCAGCUUAAUGCCCACCUGGAAAUCUGUGCUGCCUUUGAUGUUAAAGAAGAAACAUACAAAAGUCUGAUGCAGAAAGGCCAGCAGAUGCUUGCAAGAUGCCCCAAAUCUGCAGAGACAAUUGACCAAGACAUAAAUAACUUGAAAGAAAAAUGGGAAUCGGUGGAAACCAAACUCAAUGAAAGGAAAACUAAACUGGAAGAGGCCCUCAACUUGGCAAUGGAGUUCCAUAAUUCCCUCCAAGACUUCAUCAACUGGCUAACCCAGGCUGAACAGACCCUAAAUGUAGCUUCUCGGCCAAGUCUUAUCUUGGACACAGUCUUGUUUCAAAUCGAUGAACACAAGGUCUUCGCCAAUGAAGUAAAUUCUCACCGUGAGCAGAUAAUAGAGCUGGACAAAACUGGGACCCACCUGAAGUAUUUCAGUCAGAAACAAGACGUUGUCCUAAUUAAGAAUCUACUGAUCAGUGUACAAAGUCGGUGGGAAAAAGUGGUUCAGCGGUUAGUAGAAAGAGGGAGAUCUUUGGAUGAUGCAAGGAAAAGAGCCAAGCAGUUCCAUGAAGCUUGGAGUAAACUUAUGGAGUGGCUAGAGGAGUCAGAGAAGUCUUUGGAUUCUGAACUGGAAAUUGCCAAUGAUCCAGACAAGAUAAAAACACAGCUUGCACAGCAUAAGGAGUUUCAGAAAUCACUCGGAGCCAAGCAUUCUGUCUAUGACACCACCAACAGAACGGGACGUUCUCUGAAGGAGAAAACCUCCCUGGCUGAUGACAACCUGAAACUGGAUGACAUGCUGAGUGAACUCAGAGACAAAUGGGAUACCAUCUGUGGAAAAUCUGUGGAAAGACAAAACAAACUGGAGGAAGCCCUGUUAUUUUCUGGACAAUUCACCGAUGCCUUGCAGGCCCUCAUUGAUUGGCUGUAUAGAGUUGAACCCCAGCUGGCAGAAGACCAGCCUGUCCAUGGAGACAUUGAUUUAGUGAUGAAUCUGAUCGAUAAUCACAAGGCUUUCCAGAAAGAACUGGGGAAGAGGACCAGCAGCGUGCAGGCCCUGAAGCGCUCGGCACGAGAGCUCAUAGAGGGCAGCCGAGACGACUCCUCCUGGGUCAAGGUCCAGAUGCAGGAACUAAGCACACGCUGGGAGACUGUGUGUGCACUUUCUAUAUCAAAGCAGACCCGAUUGGAAGCAGCCCUGCGUCAGGCAGAGGAAUUUCACUCGGUGGUGCAUGCCCUCCUGGAGUGGCUGGCCGAGGCGGAGCAAACCCUUCGUUUCCAUGGCGCUCUCCCAGAUGAUGAGGAUGCUCUUCGGACUCUCAUUGAUCAGCAUAAAGAAUUCAUGAAGAAACUGGAAGAAAAAAGAGCCGCACUGAAUAAAGCUACCAGCAUGGGAGAUGCUGUUUUGGCCAUGUGCCAUCCUGACUCCAUCACCACCAUUAAGCACUGGAUAACCAUCAUCCGGGCCAGGUUUGAGGAGGUGUUGGCCUGGGCAAAGCAGCAUCAACAGAGAUUAGCAAGUGCUCUGGCUGGGCUCAUUGCUAAACAGGAAUUGUUGGAAGCUUUGCUGGCUUGGCUGCAAUGGGCUGAAACCACGUUGAGUGAUAAGGACAAGGAAGUCAUCCCCCAGGAAAUCGAAGAGGUGAAAGCCCUCAUUGCAGAGCACCAGACCUUCAUGGAGGAAAUGACCAGAAAACAACCUGAUGUGGAUAAAGUUACCAAGACCUACAAGAGGAGGGCAGCUGAUCCUGCCUCAUUACAGUCCCAUAUUCCAGUCCUGGAUAAGGGACGAGCAGGAAGAAAGCGCUUCCCAGCAUCAAGCUUAUAUCCCUCUGGAUCACAGACACAAAUCGAAACCAAGAAUCCCAGGGUCAACUUGUUGGUGAGCAAAUGGCAGCAAGUUUGGCUCCUCGCACUGGAAAGAAGGAGGAAGCUUAAUGAUGCCUUGGACAGACUGGAAGAGCUGAGGGAAUUUGCUAACUUUGAUUUUGAUAUCUGGCGCAAAAAAUACAUGAGAUGGAUGAAUCAUAAGAAAUCUCGAGUGAUGGACUUCUUCAGGAGAAUUGAUAAAGAUCAGGAUGGGAAAAUAACCCGACAAGAAUUUAUUGAUGGAAUUCUUUCCUCAAAGUUUCCAACCAGCCGCCUGGAGAUGAGCGCAGUUGCAGACAUCUUUGACCGAGACGGCGAUGGAUACAUUGACUACUAUGAGUUUGUAGCGGCCCUUCAUCCGAAUAAAGACGCAUAUAAACCUGUCACUGACGCCGACAAAAUCGAGGAUGAGGUGACAAGACAAGUAGCUAAGUGUAAAUGUGCAAAACGAUUUCAAGUUGAACAGAUCGGAGAUAACAAAUACAGGUUCUUCCUGGGAAAUCAGUUUGGGGACUCCCAGCAGCUGAGGCUCGUUCGAAUCCUACGAAGUACUGUAAUGGUUCGUGUUGGAGGCGGAUGGAUGGCGCUUGAUGAGUUCUUGGUGAAAAAUGAUCCUUGCAGGGUUCAUCAUCAUGGGAGUAAAAUGUUACGUUCGGAAUCAAACUCUUCAAUUACUACUACUCAGCCUACUAUAGCCAAAGGAAGGACAAACAUGGAACUUCGGGAGAAGUUCAUUUUAGCAGAUGGUGCCAGUCAGGGUAUGGCAGCCUUCCGGCCCCGGGGCCGAAGAUCGAGGCCUUCGUCACGAGGAGCUUCACCCAACCGUUCAACGUCUGUGUCCAGUCAGGCUGGCCAGGCGGCCUCUCCACAGGUCCCUGCCACCAGCACACCCAAGAUUCUCCAUCCUUUAACACGCAAUUAUGGUAAACCAUGGUUGACAAACAGCAAAAUGUCAACUCCUUGUAAACCAGCAGAGUGCUCAGACUUUUCCGUGCCGUCUGCAGAGGGAACACCAAUACAAGGAAGCAAGCUUCGACUUCCAGGAUAUUUAUCAGGGAAAGGCUUCCACUCUGGGGACGACAGUGGCUUGAUAACCACCGCAGCCGCCAGAGUCCGAACACAGUUUGCUGAUCCCAAGAAGACUCCCAGCCGACCAGGAAGCCGAGCCGGAAGCAAAGCUGGCAGCAGGGCCAGCAGCCGCCGAGGCAGUGAUGCGUCAGACUUUGACAUUUCGGAAAUCCAGUCUGUGUGCUCAGAUGUGGAGACUGUCCCCCAGACACACAGGCCUACGCCCCGAGCAGGUUCUCGGCCCUCCACAGCCAAGCCUUCCAAAAUCCCCACGCCCCAGAGGAAAUCACCUGCCAGCAAAUUGGACAAGUCCUCAAAGAGAUAGUGCAAUUGGUUCCACCGCGGCCCUUCCUUGAGCGUUUAUUAUUUAAGUUUGAAAGAUGUAAAAUAUGAUGUAGAAAUUAUUGUGAAAUAAUUGCAAGGAGUUGAGUUUAAAAUUCUGCAGAUGGCCUUAUUUGUGUAUUUGUCUUCUUAUUUUAUCUGUAUAAUUUCUUGUCAGAUAUUCUGGGGGUUAAAGUCACAUCAUAUGUGAGGGGGAGGAAAGAGUCUAACAUGCACUAACAUUUCCGCACUGUAAGGUGUGGAGCACACACUAGAAUCGGUGACUGUACCUACAGGUAAGUCCUCAUCCUCUCCGACAGCCACAGCACGACAGCCGCAGCUAACGUUAAGGAUACCUCAUGACAUUUUCUUGCUUUUGUAGACACUCUGAGAAGCCAAAAGACACACACCGGGCAUACAUUUUGAGAUCAUUAAAAUGUAAACUAAAAGGGGGAGGGCAGACAGACGAACACAACCACGUACAGUUCUUUAAGCAGUGUCUGACAGAGAACUCACAGGAAGUUACUUUAGGCACUUGCCAGUGCUAUGACAUUCGAGAACCUUACAGCAUUUCUGUGCCAUUGCUUCACAUGAGGCCAGAGGCGUCCCGGAUAUUAGACCUAUUAUACUGUAAGAAUAUAAUUAUAAAGUGCAUUCAUAUAAAUGUGAGGUUUUCUUUUGCUUGAGUGGACAGUAGCACCUGUAUCAUUGAACUCAUUUUGUAUCAAAGCAAUUUUGCUUGCAGAAAGCUAUGAAAUAAAACAUGUCCCUUAACUACAUUGCUAUGGAAUUAAUUUUUUUCCCCAGGGAAAAUCCGUGUAUUUUUUUAUGAGCAAUAUCAAUUUGGAGUGACCAAAAGAUACUUAAAAAUGGGUUUAUUUUGAUUUCUCAUCUGAAAUAAUCAUGUUCUGGUAUUAUAUCUAUAUUUAAUAAAUAUAUACAUUUUAAUUUAUUAUGUAUACUCACAUACUAUAGAAAGAUAUUAGUAUGCAUUUAAUAAAACCUAUUCACUUGAA
Molecule: messenger RNA, 28922 nt
Organism: Prionailurus viverrinus (fishing cat)
Lineage: Eukaryota; Metazoa; Chordata; Mammalia; Carnivora; Felidae
Gene: DST
Product: dystonin
Exons: 98
Coding region: 341-27910 (9189 amino acids)
Biological process (GO): cytoplasmic microtubule organization; hemidesmosome assembly; wound healing
Cellular component (GO): hemidesmosome; plasma membrane; intercalated disc
Molecular function (GO): calcium ion binding; keratin filament binding; microtubule binding
Source: RefSeq, a predicted model, not a curated record